Halteromyces radiatus is the source of this 1154-nucleotide messenger RNA. RefSeq lists its product as uncharacterized. NCBI's taxonomy places the organism in Eukaryota, Fungi, Mucoromycota, Mucoromycetes, Mucorales, Cunninghamellaceae. Bases 132 to 950 code for a protein of 272 amino acids. The transcript has 3 exons. The record is from RefSeq and is a predicted model, not a curated record.
UUUUUUUUCUUUUCUUUUUUUUCCCCAUUUUUUUUAUUUAUUUAUUUAUUUAUUUUUUCUUUUUACCUUAUAUAAUAAUAAUUAUAUUCUAAUUUUACUGUCCUUUAUAUCGCCACCCCUUUCCAUUCAUUAUGCAACUAAAAACUAUUUUAGCCACUGUACCCAUGGUUAUGACUAUGGCAUUACAAGUAUCAGCUCAAGUAUCUCAAGUAGUAGACGCUAAUAAUUUUUGUGUUUACUUACCACCACCUGAUUCAACCAAUCGUAACAUUGCUGAUACUGAAUGGAAUGCUCAAGCUUAUUGUCUUGGAAGUACUCCUCUUGCUGCCAAAGCUAACAAGAUGCCUGACGGUUUCAUUCAAUCAGCUCACUUUGUCGCUACAAACGAAUACGUUCAAGUGACAGGACAAAUUGAUCCUGCUAAAGCUAAUUUAAAUGUCACUGAUGAUGGUGGUCAAAUGGAUAUCGCUGCUCCCAAGGGUUCUUCCUGUGCUGGAUGGAAAUUUUAUGUGAAUAUGAUUGAACCUACUGGAAAUACUUAUUGUAUGCGUUGUUGCAAUGACAAGGUGACCUGUAACCGUGGUAUUUCCGAAAAGGGUUGUGCUCAUGUUAUUCCUGGUGAUUAUAGUGGACCUAUGACUGGUAGCGGAUCUGGUAAAGGAUCUGGUAAUACUCAACCUUCUGUUUCUGUUUCUAUUUCUUCUUCAUCUGCUUCUGCUUCCUCCUCUUCCUCCUCUUCUGCCUCUUCUUCCUCUGCCUCUUCUUCUUCUGCCUCUUCCUCUCCUUCUCCUUCCAAACUUGAUACACAAGCAUCUUCUUCCAAUGGUAACCCCUCUUCUGCGAAUGACUCUGGUAAAGUUUCUGCUCAAUCUGUGAACGCCGCUGGUAUCUCUUAUCCUACCACCGCACUUACCUUGUUAGCUAUUGUAUUUGUCAUGUUGACUCAAUGAUCAUCCUUCUCACUUCUUUGUUAUCUACUAUUUACUUUGUAGCUAUUAGUUUAUUUAUGUUAUAUUUAUAAAAAAAUUUUUUUUUUUUACUUUAAUACUUGUUAUCCUUACACUUAUUCCUUUACUUUAUUCUCUCGUUGUAUCUUUUCUUUUUUCUGUAUACCAAAUGAUUAAAAUAAUAAAUUACUGUCCUUAUAAUCCCGA